CUAAAUUUAUUUUCACUUAGGUCAGUUUAAAUCUCAGUGAUUCAGUCAUACACCGUAUUGUUCCACGGUUGUUGGUGAACUUAUUGCUACAGUGUUUGGAAUCAGAGAAAUCCUUUAUCAGCUUGUGCUGCUUUUGGUUAUUAACUUGGCCACUGAACACAACUGUUAACAAGUCCUUCUAGUUAAUGACGCAACUAGAYCAAAAAAUGAUGUCAUUCCCAGAUUCAACUUCGUUUUCGAGGRAGAUGGACAGCAGAAAACCCCAAACUGAGCUCAUUGAAAUGUGCUUCGUGUUUGUAAAAAUUCAAACAAAGCUCUAAUAUCCCUUGAAUCCAACAGAUUGGAAGGAUUUAUUUGAAUGAAUUUGACGUGAGGGUCAAUGGCCUCCUUUGCGCUCUAGCCUAUUUCCAGCUCUACAGGUGUGAGCUGGCGGGUGCACUGACACAGUGAGGGGCUGAUUACCUCUGCAGUCCUUGGUAGCUUGGUACCGCCUGGGUUAAUGACACCGGCUCCGAGAUAAAAAAGCCGAUCCCUCUUGAUAGUCGUGCGUUACUCCAGCAGCUACUCCUCAUUGAGAAAAGCUUAUCUGCUUCCCAGGGUUAUUCCAGCAGUCACCUGGCAGAGCACAUGGUUGUUUUUCACAUAGGGUGUAUUGACAUUUCAAGGUCCACGAAGAAGGGAGGGUUGGCCUUAUAAAUACGAGAGGGCGACUAAGAGCGAGCAGCGGCGCUCACGAGAACACACCUGAAGAGCAUCGACUUUAAAGAUGGACCAUGGAUGUCAGUGRACGACCUACAGCGACAGGCUUCUGAACCCUAUCCUCUACAACAUCCUGAGUCACAUGGACAACAGCAGACCAAGUCCGGACACCUUCAGCCACAGCUCGCUUCCWCACAGGUGCAACUGCGAGAUGAGACGGAGAGUGUGCUUGAAAAAGCCAACUGUGGUGGGCAAAGACGCCACGGCAGUUCUGGUGAAAACCGUCCACUUCAUGAAGAACCUUCCGGCUUUUAACCAGCUGCCGCCGAGCGACCAGUUGGCGCUUCUCGAGAGCUGCUGGGCGCCUCUUUUCAUCCUGGGUUUGGCCCAGGAGCACGUGGACUUCGAGGUGACGGACGUCCCCACCGACAGCAUGCUGAAGAAGAUCCUCCUGAACCACCAGGAGAGCCGCGAGCUGGAGACGGAGCAGCCCACCAUGGCCGGGGUCAGCAAGCUCAAGUCCUGUCUCAAAAAGUUCUGGAGUCUGGAUCUGAGUCCAAAGGAGUACGCGUACCUGAAAGGGACCACGAUUUUCAACCCGGAUGUACAGUCUUUAAAGGUGGGCCCGUUUGUGGAAGGCCUGCAGCAGGAAGCUCAGCACGCCCUGAGCGAGGUGGUCCAGCUGCUUCACCCCGGACACCAGGAGCGCUUUGCUCGAAUCCUCCUCACAGCCUCCAUGCUUCAGGGCAUCACGCCCAGCCUCAUCACCGAAUUGUUCUUCCGGCCCGUGAUAGGCCAGGCUAACCUGCUGGAGCUGCUGGUCGACAUGCUCUUCCACAGAUAGGAGGGACGGUCCUCACGGUGAACUGAUGACCCCACCAAUAACGGGGUGUGGGUUUGCUUACAUUUCCAUUGAAUUCCUCCGCUGAAAAAGAUUUGGCAGAUUGUGCUUCUCUGUUGAUAUACUUGAUCCAGGGUCGAAAGUGUCCUCUCUCUCUCUCUCUCUCUCUCACAUUGUUGUUGUAAAUAAGUGUUCUUUGCAUUUGCAGAAAUUUUCAAUAAAAUAUAUUUUUGUACACAAAUGUAAUAAAGUUCAGCUGGAGUCUGUUCAACCAUUCCGGUGACCAAA
Molecule: messenger RNA, 1828 nt
Organism: Austrofundulus limnaeus
Lineage: Eukaryota; Metazoa; Chordata; Actinopteri; Cyprinodontiformes; Rivulidae
Gene: nr0b2a
Product: nuclear receptor subfamily 0, group B, member 2a
Exons: 2
Coding region: 767-1543 (258 amino acids)
Biological process (GO): circadian rhythm; negative regulation of transcription by RNA polymerase II
Cellular component (GO): nucleus; cytoplasm
Molecular function (GO): transcription factor binding; transcription corepressor activity
Source: RefSeq, a predicted model, not a curated record